Staurois parvus is the source of this 1955-nucleotide messenger RNA. NCBI's taxonomy places the organism in Eukaryota, Metazoa, Chordata, Amphibia, Anura, Ranidae. The record is from the annotation of a GenBank genome assembly.
AUUUGAUCCAGUGCACAAAUGAGAUGAAUGUAAACAUCCCGCAACUGGCAGACACUUUAUUUGAACGAACGACCAACAGCAGCUGGGUGGUGGUCUUCAAAUCUUUGAUUACAACUCACCACCUCAUGGUGUAUGGCAAUGAGCGCUUCAUCCAGUAUCUUGCGUCCCGGAAUACUUUAUUCAAUCUGAGCAAUUUUUUGGACAAGAGUGGACUUCAAGGUUAUGAUAUGUCCACCUUUAUAAGACGCUAUAGCCGGUACCUGAAUGAGAAGGCAGUCUCUUAUAGACAAGUUGCUUUCGACUUCACCAAAGUAAAGCGUGGGGCUGAUGGCGUCAUGAGAACAAUGAACACAGAAAAGUUGCUAAAGACAAUGCCCAUUAUACAGAACCAAAUGGAUGCCCUGCUUGAUUUCAAUGUAAAUGCCAACGAACUGACAAAUGGAGUCAUUAAUGCUGCUUUCAUGCUGCUCUUCAAGGAUGCCAUCAGACUGUUUGCCGCAUACAAUGAAGGGAUAAUUAAUCUGUUAGAAAAAUACUUUGACAUGAAGAAGAACCAGUGUAAAGACGGGUUGGAUAUUUACAAGAAGUUCCUCACCCGAAUGACACGGAUUUCAGAGUUUUUAAAAGUUGCUGAGCAAGUGGGGAUUGACAGAGGAGACAUACCUGAUCUAUCUCAGGCUCCAAGCAGUCUGCUUGAUGCCCUGGAACAACAUUUAGCCUCUCUGGAAGGGAAGAAAAUCAAAGAUUCAACAGCAGCAAGCAGGGCUACCACACUUUCCAAUGCAGUCUCAUCACUUGCGAGUACCGGCCUCUCCCUCACCAGAGUGGAUGAAAGAGAAAAGCAAGCAGCACUGGACGAAGAACAGGCUCGAUUAAAAGCUUUAAAGGAACAGCGUCUCAAGGAGCUUGCCAAAAAGCCUCACAACGCCUCCACGACCGCCUCCUCCCCCGUGUCAUCCUCAGCAGGCAGUAUAAAUACAACUGCCGCCAUUGACCUGUUUUCAACUCCAGGUUCAUUAAACAGCACUUCCAAGCUGCCAAAUGACUUGCUUGACAUGCAGCCAAGUUUCCAGCCAGCUGUGCAUCCGCUGAGCGCCGUGCCACAAGUAGCGAAUACAUGGGGAGAUCCAUUCUCUUCUGAAACUGGUGAUGAGACCAUCUCAAACCUUAAUCCUUUCCUCAGUAAACCUAGUGAUGGUGCCCACCUACCUGGUAUAAGCACUGACACUGCCAGCUUCACAGCUAAGACUCCUAACCAUGACAUAUUUAUUGGGUUCACCCCAUCACUAGCUGUUCAACCACAGACCUCUGGUGGCCUUAAUGUUGACUUUGAUUCUGUUUUUGGCAACAAGUCUCCCUCUAACAUCAGUGUAGACUCCACGGGUUUCGACGACUUGGGUGGACUUCUCAAGCCAACAGUAGCUUCACAAAACACAAAUGCUCCCUGCUCCAGAAACCCUCCAUCCAAGCUGGUGUCUGAUGACUUGGACUCCUCUCUGGCUAACUUAGUGGGCAAUCUGGGCAUCGGGAACGGAACAGCAAAGAAUGAUGUUCAUUGGAGUCAGCCUGGAGAAAAGAAAUUAACAGGAGGGAGUAAUUGGCAGCCAAAAGUGGCCCCCACCACUACCUGGAACCCAGCCACCUUGGUAAUGAUCCUUUUACCACAGGCACCGCCAAUCAUGGCCUAUCCAGCCACAACGCCUACAGGAAUAGCUGCAUUUGGAAUGCCUCCUCAGAUGGGAUCUGUGCCAGUAAUACCACAGCAAGCAUUAAUAUACAACCAACCUGUAAUGAGACCACCUAAUCCUUUUGGCCCUGUAUCAGGAGCACAGGUAAAGCAAACCAUCUUACAUGUGUGUACCUGCCAGCGACGUGCACAUUCAGCCAUCGGCUCACUUAUACCAAGUGACGUGUUAAGCGCCAAGCUUCGUAGUGGCAACAGUCACACGAUGUAG